Molecule: messenger RNA, 1203 nt
Organism: Aureobasidium vineae
Lineage: Eukaryota; Fungi; Ascomycota; Dothideomycetes; Dothideales; Saccotheciaceae
Source: the annotation of a GenBank genome assembly
AUGAGCCCCCAUGCAGAUGUCACGUCAGCCAAUGACUGUCAAAAUUCCCAAACAGCAAUACCAUCGAGGCUCUACGCAAUCGAAGAUCUUCCUAAGGUGUCUAGUCUGGCACACAUCUGCAAUCGCACUGUCAGCAAGAAGAAUUAUCCCUUGGCUUCUGAUGUGCAAAAGAACAUCCCCAUCUACAACCUGGCUCAACACAAGUCCGACAAAACAACGGCAGACAAGCUCCAGGAUGAGUGGUAUGAGAUUCUAGCCAACGGUCCCGGUGUUUUCGUGGUUCAGAAUAUGUAUACCGACAAAUCUGUACUCGACGCGACAAACGACGCCUUCCGUCAAAUCAUCGAACGCGAGAAGUCGAACACGAGAGGUGACCACUUUGGUCAUGGGAAAAACGAGCGUAUUUGGAACUCUCUGAGCAAACAUGGUCUGCAGGACCCAAAGUCUUUCGUACAGUACUACUCCAACCCGUGGCUAGCUCGAGUUUGUGAAGCUUGGCUCGGACAGCAAUACCGUAUCACAGCUCAAACAAACAUUGUCAAGCCUGGGNGAGCAGCGCAAACCAGUCACCGCGACUACCAUCUAGGUUUUCAGACUGCAGAGGGAUGUUCAAGGUUUCCCAAAGGUAUCCAAUACGCGAGCCAGUUCCUGACGCUGCAAGGUGCUGUGGCGCAGAGCGACAUGCCGCUGGAGAGUGGUCCUACGCGCUUUCUUCCAUUUAGUCAGAAACUCGACUCAGGUUACAUGGCUUAUCGUCAGCCUGAAUUCGAUCAGUACUUUAGUGAACACUGGGUUUCGCUGCCACUGAAANAAGGCGAUGGCGUGUUCUUCAACCCAGCCCUCCACCAUGCUGCUGGCAACAAUACAUCCGAUGUCGACAGAAGCGCAAAUCUCCUUCAGAUCAGCAGCGCAUUUGGAAAGCCUAUGGAGCAGAUCGACGCGAUACCGCUUGUCAGAACAUGCUGGCCGGAAAUUGCAAGCCUCUUCAAGACAGAAGGGUUGUCUGAUCGUGUAGAAACUAUUGUUGCAGCCAUUGGCGAGGGCUAUCCGUUUCCGACAAACCUUGACAAAAGACCACCUGCUCCUAGUGGUAUGGCUCCAAGCAAUGAGCAAGAUGUGAUGCGGGAAGCAAUCAAGGCAGUUUGGGACACUGAUCAGGUCAUCGUAGCGUUGACGCAGAUGAGAUUCGAUAGCCAGCCAUAA